Messenger RNA from Drosophila innubila, 665 nucleotides. RefSeq lists its product as uncharacterized. The record is from RefSeq and is a predicted model, not a curated record. The transcript has 2 exons. Bases 35 to 478 code for a protein of 147 amino acids. Lineage: Eukaryota; Metazoa; Arthropoda; Insecta; Diptera; Drosophilidae.
CGUCAGUCGUUUGUGAAACUCUUCUGAUAGAAGAAUGUCAUAUAUAUGGCUAAUGUUGUUGUUUCUACAACUGUUGGUUCUUUUCAUGGAAUCAAUCGAGGCAGAAACAUUUCACUGCUGUGAUGGAAUUUUUUGGUUUCCGUCAGCAACAUCUGGAAAAUGUCCUGAUGGAAGAUGGGCUGCAUCUUGCUGCAUAUAUGGAUUUUGCAAUUGGGAUUGCUGUUGUUACUGUUACUCAAGCCCAACUCGUCAAAAAUGCAAUGACGACUACCAAGCCAUAAAUCCGAUGUGUGCUGAGCUUGAGGAGGAGAAGAGGAAAAAGGAGGAGAAUAAGAAGUUAGAGAGGGAAAGAGAGGAGCAGAAUAGAAAAAGGCUGGAGCGCGAAAGACAGGAGCAGAAUAAAAAGAGGCUGGAGGAGGAGCAAAAAAGAAAAAAUUGUGAAGGACCUGGAGUCUCCGAAUCUGACAAAUGCCAAUAAAUCGGCAAUAUAUCGGACACUUUGACGCUGAGCUGUGACGCAGUGUAAACCAAGCAUAAGUUCUGUAUAUAUUUUGAAAAUUCCGUAUAUAUUUUGGUAUGAACAUAUCUUAGAUUUUAAGAUUCUCUUAAUUUUAUGAAAUUUAUAUACUUCUUUUCUGAAAUCGAAGUAAAUACCUAAAUCCAGA